GUCAGUCGUAUCAGAGGCAAGGCUAAAUAUCUCACAUUGGUGACGACACCUCCUCUCAACAUGUUUUUUGGUCUUCUUUUUCCCCUUCUAUUUGAACUCUCUGUUCUAAUUCCAGAUCCAGCCUUUUCACAAGGUUUGUUAGAUGCGUUUAUUAAUGCGUACCUGUCAUCGUUUAGUGCUAGAACAUUGAUGUUGGUCGUGGUUAUUUUUCAUAGUAAUUCAACUCAAAAUCUGGAUAUAAGUCUGAUGUUCCCUGAAUUCCAGCAGUCUUUGUUUUUUUGUUAUAUUUUCACUUGACUAGUGGUGAUGCGCGUUGGAUGAUCUUUAGAAACUUGUUUCAACAAUUUGCUUUAUAACUGAUAACUUGGGACGCUGUUGAAUGGCACAAUCUCAAUGUUUAAUUAAUUUCCUUUAUAUAUAUAUAUAUCUGCUGUUGCGGAGUUGUAUAGUUGAAGUCAAUCAGUUCAGCACCUCAACUCGGUUAAAUGCAAAUAACACUCAAUCACUCCACAUUGAAAAUUGUUUUUCAAGACUAAGCUAAAACAUUGAUUGAAAAAGCCUUUAUUCAACUUCAAGUUAAAUUCUAAAUGUUGCCAAAACAACAGCUGCACAUCUUUAAAACCUGGAUAAAAUUGCGGAGACAAACUACAGGCUCAAAAAAAUUUAUCAAAGACUUCUAAAAUUGGGUUUGCAGAAACAUUCGAUUCCUAUGCCUAUCAGAUCAUUGAUUGAUAUGCUUCCCUUUUCCGAAGGAAAGUUUGAAAGAAAUAUGUUAUAGUUAGGUAAUUAAUCAUGAGAAACAGAAACGAAUGAAAACAUUACAGCACCGAAGAGCUUUAUUAGCAAAAUUCUGUUUAUGUUACCCCAGUGAACAAUGGUAUUUAAGUCACUCAGAAUACGCGUCUAUUUAUGGCGAAUGACGCGUCAGAUAUUGAUAACUGAAAAGGUAAGACAAUACAAAUUUAUGUUUAACAGGUUCCUGAAAAACUAUCGAAUGAAUUAAAAUCGAAGUGACUUGUUUAAAUGGCUGCCAAAAAUCUGUCUACGAUAUGAUCAUUUUAAGUGUUCAACGAAGCGAUUUUUGUUUUUCACCAAACUAAAUUUUUCACCUGUUAUUCUUCUUUAUCUUGCGAAAGGUCGCCUGAUUUUACCCAACUUGACCGAGGGCCUCCUGUGUUGAGCACCAAACAAAAAAUUUUUACGGUGUCUCAAACGUUGCAAUUUAGAAAAGAAAGGGGGGAAUGAAAGAAGGAGGCUGAUACUGAACGGCCUGAUUUUUUUUUUUUUUACUACUGACAAACGUUGCAAUUUAGAGAAGCUGAUUUACUACUGACAAUAGCAAAAUGGUUUAUCAUCUCCCUAAGCAGUGGAUUUCGUCAAAUGAAGGUUCAUAAGAGUAACGUAGAUAUAAAAAACAUCAAUCAUUUUUAAUAGUAUGGGGGGGGGUGUACUGUUAUAGGCCGCUUUAUCAUCUCUUGUAAUCAGUCCGUCCCUUCCCCGCCACUCCUUCCUGUGAGUGCUGCCAUCAUGUCCUGGACUGUUCUUUCCUGUUACAGACUCAAACCCUGUGUAUCGCGAGGGCAACCGCGCCUCCUCCACAAUAACCUUCCUGACACGUACGUUCAUUAAACACAAGUUUCAUCACUUGAAUGUGCCGCUUAUAAGUGUUUUAAUUUUUAUUGUUGUUAUUGAUAAUUUGUUAUUGCUAUUAUUUUUAUUAUUUAUUGUAAGCGCAUUGAGAUUCUUAAAUGCGUAUUAAGAACGUUCAUUAUUAUUAUUAUUAUUAUUAUUAUUAUUAUUAUUAUUAUUAUUGGAACAGUGGCAGUGUCUGAUGUGUUUGACUGCACGUUAGAAUGUCUUAGCAAUCCUUUGUGUUUUUCCGUAAACCUGGCCGCCUUCAAAGGAACCCAUGGAAAACUUUGGUGCGAAUUGUUGUCAUCUGAUAAGUUCAGAAACUCCACAGAGUAUAAAGGGAAUAAAAGUUCGCAUCAUUUUGCCAUUGAGGUAGGAAGCAUUUCUUAAUUUUGACUAAUAAACGUGUUAAAAGUUUGACAGCUUUGCCAAGAUCGUAGAGAGAAGGCAGUCAGGUUAAAGUUACUGCAAAUGGUGUCGGUCUGUUGUCAAUUUCAUUGUGGUGACAACCGUAUUUCUAUGGCAUGUUGUAAAGCAUGCAAACACUUUCUCAUGCCGCACACUAUCUUACUUACCACAUUUGUUUCCCAGGCAAGUCAGUAUACUAAGGAAAUACAUGUGACUCGGUCGAAAAUUUUAGUCAAGAUACCAGAUUAUCUUUAUUUAAAGAAUGGACUCGUUUAAAUCGUCAGUAUUUGGUCAGUCUUUAGUCAGUUUGUGUUUUAAAUGUUUUAUCCACAGACUUCUUCAUUUUCCGCCAACUUUCAAAACAAUUAGAAAAGCCUUCCAGACUCAGAGAUCACAACGGCUUGCAAUAUAUUUUUAACCUCAUAAAGCCACUUUCUCACAUACCAGCAAAGGCAGAAAACUCAGCCAAAAUCUCUCUACUGUAGAUGAAAAUAAAAAAAACCCUAGAUGCUAUCAUAUGAGGUAUGUCCAUAUCAUGAAAAAUUUCUACUAAAACGAAUCCGAACCGGAUUGACGGAAUAGCGCGUGAACCAAUUUCCUACUUUGUUUCUCUACAGUCACCUUGCUCUUCGUCACCUUGUCAACACGGGGCUACCUGUGUCACUAACUAUAGAGAUGGCUCAUUCGGAUGCCGCUGUGCAAAAGGCUACAAAGGAGAAUAUUGUGAAAAAGGUUAAUAGUUUGGCAUGCUUUUGUGACUGAUAUACACCCAACAUGAAAUACUGUAGUUCUCAAGUGACUGCUAUGAAUUUUUCUACUUAACCUUGGAGCUCGAAAAUUUUCUAAAAUAGCUGGCGAAAAUAUAUAACUAACAAAUAUUUAAUGCAAUGAGGAACUGAAUAUAUAUUUUUUAUUUUUACUUACUUUACCUCCGGAACCAAUUAUUAUUAACUACGGGGGAAGGAGGGAGGAGGAUUUGAGAAGAUCAUGUGAUUUUUAGGGGGGAAAGGAUGGGGAAACAGUAGUCGCCGACAGAGUUUAAAGGAGGGGACAAUAGAAAUUGACUGCCAAUUUUAAAACUGCCAAUGAGUGGGGAUCAUAAGAAUUUUGCAGAGCCUUGACGGAGGGAGGAGGAGGGGGUAGUAUCAGGCUAAUUUGAUCGUGACCCCCCCCCCUCCUCGGAGGUAAAUUAUAACUCGCACCACAGUAAUGUUUAUCAUCUCUUAUUGCUCAAAGAUUUUGCACUAAAUGCAAAUAUCUACACUAAAUAUCCUAAACACCUUACUUUUGUUUUUUUCGUUACAUUUAGUCAUUGGUUCCUGCAAAGAAGCUUACAACCUUUUUAAGUAAGUGAUACCAAAUGAUUAUCUUUUCGAGCAUAAAAAAGAGACCAAAUUAUGGAUAAGUUUCGACGCCUAGAGGAGAUUUUUCGCCGCAAACUAAUAUGAUCACGAAUGGAUUUCUUUUCGUAUCAAACAGGUCAAACGCCAGUCAAUUGGUCACAUUAUACCUUGACUCUAAACCAAUCACAGUUCUCUGUCAGAUGGGGGAUUUUGGAUGCGGAGAUGGAGGAUGGACGCCUGUAAUGAAGAUUGACGGCCACCAGGUAACCCUUCUAUGGCGGAAUAUUCUUGGCGGGGUUUUCUUGCGGGUGAUGAAGCGCAUGCAAUAAAUUUUCAGAAGUGUCGAAACUACGAUAGAAUCUAGGAACUUGCUCAUGGUCUUCUCGCGGCUCCUGCUUGCGGAAAUUCUUUUGGCAUAAGUGCUACAAUAACCUAAUACCUAAAAACGCAACAAACUGCCAAUUAACCCGCCUGCAAAUAGGGUUUAGAUUGAUGGCUUGUACGCCAACUGUAUUGCUGAGUUCAUGAGGGUCCUGCCUUCGGUGAUGCAUCGGGUUAUUUACAUUUAAGGAUAAAUUAAAUCUUCUUAAUUCUCUUUAGGAAACUUUUCACUAUGACUCUCACUACUGGAGUGAUAAAAACGAAUACAACACCCCCGGCGGGAGGACUGGGUUUGACUCACAAGAGACCAAGUUACCAACCUAUUGGAACACAUCUCUCUCCAAGAUCUGUCUCGGUAUGAAGAUAAGUGGACAGCUCAGGUUUAUUGUCAUUAACAAGCAGGCGAACUCUCUACACUCACUGAUCGCUGAUGGGAUAUGGCGCGCUUCUUCACUGGGUCGUAACGAGUGGAAGAAGUUGAUUGGUGCGCAGGGCUCUUUACAACUGAACUGUAACAAGGAGGGCUUCAAUGCUGUAUGUUCUUCAAGUCAUAAUUCUAAAGCAAGAAUUGGUUAUGUAGCUAACGACAAUAACCAGUGUAGUUCUUGUGACUCCAGAAUUGGGUUUGGUACCGGAGGACGUCCUAAUAACUCCACUACGUGUGGAAACGUAGCAGCUCAUUCCCCAGAUAAUGGUAACAGACACAUCAAAGCUAUGGGAUAUAUUUUGGUGCAGUAAACUCUUUCAAUCCAUGUAUUAUAUUAGAAAACUCACUAAGAAUGGGGAACGGAAGGUGGGGCACUUAAAAGAGCCCUUUUCCAUCUAUCCAUCCCCUCCCACUUCUUCCCUCAAACGCCAAAGUGAGAACUUGCAAAGCAGACUAUAGAUUGCUUGCCGUUUAGUUCGGCUGGUAAAUUCAUUUUCUUCCGAUAUGCGGCGAGUGCGAAGACGAGAAGACACCUGAAUAAGGACUUCACCCGCAUGGGUUCCUUUUGUACAACCAUUUGAGCCCAAUGUUUUAAGGAAAUUCAGUCGACCGGUUGCUAAAACCAUUGUGAUGUUUAAAUCUUAAAAAAGAAGCAAAGCCAGGAUAACAGCUCCAGAACAUUUUCAGGCACUCGCUAAAAAUUAUCACCAAUAGGCAUUUGCUGACCAUGUCAAAAACCACCUCAUGUCAGCCAACAAAAUCUAGAGGAUAAUUUUGAUAUUUUGGUGUCGGCAAAACUGAUAAGCAAGGUAAAGUUAACAAAUAUGACAUUAUUCCUUCAAGUUGAGGACAACCCUUGAUGCCAACUCCAGCCGUUACUUUCCGACGCUUUUUUUAUUAUUAAUAUUUUUGAGCUCAGAAUUAGUUGUAGCUUUACAUAGAUUUACAAGCAUCCUUGAUAUAUACGUACUUAUAGACAAGAAUAUAUACUCUCAAUUGAAAAGGUUUUGUCAAAGAAAAAAAGCAGAAAUGAAUAUAGAAGAAAGCCAAAGAGGAACUGUUUGGAGAAAUCUAAAUACUAAGUAUUCAUGUUAGAUAAUGCACAUGUGUGAAAAAUAAGUCAGACGAUGGAAGAGAAGAAGUACCUCAACCUAACUCACACCUCAAAGCAAAUGUUCUAAAACUGUCAAAUUCCUUAAAAGGAAAUUUUUACGCUGAUCAAAUCAUAUUGAGCUUUUUCCGUUUUGCUUUCUGCAUAUUUCCUUGACAACCUUUUUGCAGUAAGUUGUCCUUCUAUUCAUGUUUAUUCAACUUUAUAAGAUAACUGAGAUAGAGUAGAACCUGUAUUUAGUGGUCACCCUGUAUUGAGUGGUCAGUUGUCAAAGUCUCGAAUUUCUCUCCCCCUCAAACACUGCAAUUUUCACCUCUAUUUAAUGGUCACCUCUAUUAAGCGGCCACUUCUUCUAAGUGGAGGUGUACCAACCUAUAUCUAGUAUAAAUGGCCUGUUUUUACUAGUCCCCACCUGUAUUGAACGGUCAAUGAAAAGCGGGACCAUUCAAAUAAAACUAGGAAUAAUCCUUCAAGUAAUUUUUUAAUCCAUGUUCUCUCCCAAAAUUAAAGUAAGUAAUAUGUUCGAGCGAGGUUUUGUACAUUAAGUGGUCAAUUACGGCAUAAAGAGGGGUUAGUUAUCGUUUUUUGUAAUAUUCCUAAUCUGUGGAACCUGUAUCAAGCGGUCGCCCACCAUUUUUCGUGGGCUUCAUGCAGGUUCGUAUGUAGUAAGAGCGCCCUGAUUGGUCAAAAACUUAUCGUUUAUUCUAUCAGUAAACCCAUUUGAAAAGUUUGAUUUACAAACUUCUCCUACUCAUCCAACAUCCCCUCGUGAGUUAUUAAGCCGGUAAACUGAUAGAAAGUGUGGUAUGUUGCUUAAUGAUUACUAAUCAUUGUUGCUAAUAAUAAUUAUUAUUAAUUAUUAUUUAUUAUUAAGAUUUACGAACCAGUCCCUUAAUGCAAGUAUACAAUCAGUUGUAAAGACUUUUAGUAUACCUAACACCAAGUCUGUACAAAAAAUACGUCCAACACAAGAGCCUCAAUUUAAUUCAUUUUCUUCACAACAGCUCAAUAAAGUGCAUAUGAUAAUAAGUAAUAAAAUAAGUAAUAGGCAAAAGAAUAUUUGAAUAAGAAAAAAAAGGGCGCUGAGACACCAUAUUAGAAAUGCUACAGUAAGACAAUAAAACUAGAAUUAAGAUUUCUGAUUCAAUUUCACAAUUAAGUACAAUUUUUGCAAUUAAAAGAGUUAGAAUAAAGUGAGUAACCUUGGAAUUGAAUGUUCAUUGUGUCAAACUGACGAGAGUUCAUCAGAUACUUUAAAUGAGAUGAUGUGUGCUCUGGAAAAAGGUUACAAAUGAUGCAUAUCGUAUUUCCUCGACUAAUCGUCCAUGCUUUAGUAAGUGCCCUUCCCAGAAUAAGUCCCUACCCCCUACUUCAUCAGGGCUGGGUUGUUCAAAGCUGGGUUUAGAUAAACCAGGGUUAGUGUGAAAUUUGAUUUCAUUUCUGGAAGUUUUAAAGGAAAAUUCAGUAUGAUUCUUUUUGUCAACAAUUUGAUGAUUGGAUGCUCCAUAUAGAGAAGAGAAAAUGAUCCCAGAAAGGCUAUCGAACAAAGAAGUAUAGAAACCCAGAUUAAAAUUUAACCCUUGGUUAGCGCUAAUCAGCUUUUGAAAAACUGGGCCCAGGGGUCUUACAAUCAGGUUCCUACAUUUAGGGGGUUCUUAUACUCGGGGGUUUAUAUCAGUGUGUCUUACAUGACAAGUAAGACAAAAACAUGACAAAUGACCGCGUUACAUCAAGGCUGGAAAUGGACCUAUAUACCUCGCCUAUAACCUAUAAAAUAAAUAAGGCAGUUAAACACUGUAUGUGCCAACUGAUGGUUUUUUGGAAACUAUUGAAGUAAAAAGGCAAUUUUUCUUAAAAUGUAGAGGGGUUAGUGAACAGUUCUCCUCAAUGCCAAAAUUGUGACAUAAGGAAGACUUGGUCAAAACAAAGUUUGUUAGUUAAAAUAAAUUAGGACUGCGGCAUGAUCGUAUAGAUACGUGGUUGCACACUGGUCAAUUGAUAGGGCACUACCAGCUGCUUCACUUUUCCUACUUAGUUAGUUACGAGAUUUUGGUGCUGCAUCAAAGAAGCACCCUGAAGAUGAUAAGUUUGUGCACUGAAUGGAGAGCUUGUGAGGGCCGGGGACAGGGCAAGUAAUAAACGCAAAUAGAACGGGUAUUUAAUACACUUUGAAAGUAUGGGAAUUGAAAAUUUAACAUAUAUUUCAACAAACAAUAAAGGAAUGAUCUCCGCAUACUUGGCGCAAUAGGAAAAACCUCUUCUCUCAAUCAAGAAUCCUGUAGUUCGAUAUCUAGUGGUAUCAAUUUGUUUUGCUCUUUUUGUUUUCUUUAUUUACAUUGUUCUUUAAAAGAAUGUUUCUCUUGUUUUGCUCUAGACGUCUCCAUCAUUUCUUUUAGUAACCGAACCGCAGCACUUGCCUUUUCUUUUCCUGCUUUUUAAAAAAAAGGGGGGAAUUCUUGUCAUUCAAGGGCACAGGUCAUUGAUAUUGUGUUUUUCAGUAGAAUAAUAUUCAAAUUAAGGAUCAUUAAGGUUUACACAGAAGACCUAUAAAUACUGAAAUGUAAGACGGCAAAUGGUGCUACAUUCGCUCCUCAGUUAAGAUUUUUCAGAUCAUUCUCGUUUAGAAUGGAGGGCAUGACGUCAUAAUUGUGUGAUCACCGAUUCACCCUUCAACUCCCGCAAAUGAUUUACUUUUCUCUUCUCUCUGUAAUAUCCAUACAUUUUCCCGUAAACAGGUAAUGAGAAUACUCAAAAGUUAUCGGAGGUAAAAUUUGUUAGCGAGAUCUAACACCAAAUUUUUGUAACUUAUUUAUAAGAAAAUCUGUAGCUGUAAAAGGGGAGAAUUAACCGUCAGAUCUUGUGAGUUAAACGGUUAAAGAUCCUUAUGCACCUACAGCGCUCGGAACAAACUUUUAAUCGAGAUACUUUUGAAAUUUUGUCACCAAUUUUCACUCUAUCAGGAGCCCAUUACUUGCUAAUGGGCUCCUGUCUCUAUUAAACAAAAAUAGACUAUUUGAUACCGCUUCGAAUCUUCACCUAAUUAUUUAUUCAUGUUAUCACAACACGCAUCAAUAUCAGAGGAAGAAUAAAUGUAAGAUAAACGUAUAGUUUCUGGUGUAAUUUGAAAAACCAGUUUGAAUGAUGAUAAAAAGGAAACACGACUUCCAACUGGAUCCUGUCAUGGAUGCUAAAAGGAAAGAUCAUUUGUCUCGUAUCACAAUGGAGUCACAACUUUUCAUCUUGUCUGACAUUCAACACUUUUAGGAAGUUCUUUCUUUGCCAAAGCUAUCGAUGUCUCCAGUUUUAAGAUGUUGCACUUUCCAAAAGUUUUACUCAUGACGUAUUAAACACCGGACAUCAACUUCUCUAAAUACCGGGUUGAAAUUUCCGUCAUAGUAUCUUACAUUGUUUUUUUAGAAUUCAGCUCAUGAUUUCCCAGCAGUUGAUCUUUUAUCGAUCAAUCAGAGACUGUUUUACUAGAAUCACAAAAGUAUUACUAUUGUAUAAAUGAUUCUGACUAUUAAUACUAAUCGAAUCCUAAUCAAGGACUCACGAUGCAUUUGUCUGUUUUCGUGCCGCUGUGCAAUUAUUUCCUGGUAAGAUUUAAAAGUAUCAUUACUCCCAAUUUCGUCCAAACAUUACAUCAUGCACUUGUUAUCAUCUGAUAACAAUAUGACGGGAUGGAAGAAAUUCGAUUCUCACUAAUUCUCGUGAGACUCCACUAAAUUAUUUUGGGUAAAAGACAACUUUUUCCUCCUUGAUGGUAACAAGAGUGAUUUAUUCACAUUACAUGUUAAGGAAAUGGUUUUUCAACUUUUCAGUCGAGAGUGUCAUAUUUUUUUUUGUUUAUUGUUACAUAAAUAAAAAAAACGGUGUCUUAAAUUACUUUUAUUCCAGUGUCUUUAAAUAGAACGAAUUAUUGCUGAGCCUAUUUACUAAAAGGACGUUUCAAAAAUUAGUUAUAUUAGAUCAAUCAAAAAGUUCUAAAUCAUCUUCGAAACAGAACUAAAACAACAUGAAAGGGGAUGGAACAUCGAGCAAAACAGUUUUGACAUUUUUAUGCAAGGAACACAUCAGGAGCACGCAAAAUUGUAUAUAAGCAGAGAGAAACUUUUCUCGGCAUCAAAAAAACUUCAAGGAUUAGAGGAAACAAAGCAGCAAGUGGAGAAAAAAUCCUCACCGUAGACUACAAGAAAUACAAAGGAAUGGAGCAAUGGAGGUUUUCAAGGUAAAACACUAAUAUCCUUUGUUCCUGUAUAACGUAAUAGUAAAAAUUAUUUCUUUCUUCUUCUUUCUUUUGACUUCAUUUCUCAAUGAAAUUUUUUCAAUCGCUUUAGUUACGUUUGUGAUCCUGUCUCUUUCAGUAAUUUAGAAAUACUUUCGAGAAGCAAAACGUUUUUCCAAUAUCUCUAUUUUCGAGCACUUUAGCCAUGAAUCACUAAUCGUAACGCAGUGUGUUGAUACAAAGUUGACAAAAUAUUUAUAUACUCUAGGUUCUUGUCGUUAUCCUCGCUAUUUUUUUUCACCGUGGAAAUGGCUGGACAGCUGGUUUCGACAAAAUCAUGCGCAGAAUUCAAGAUAGCGGAGUCCCGUCCACCUAGGGUGCUGUACCAUGGAGAUCAAAGAGGUCCCCUGGUGACGAGCCCAGUUGUUACACAGGCAGAGUUGUUUCCUUUACUUUGCCAAGCAGCAAAACAGUAACUUCUCCCUUUUGUAAGAAGAUUACAUCUUCCGGAACCGCAUGUUUUAGUUCCAUGGCAAACAACAGCAACCAGAGCAAAUGUGUUCCGUCCAACUUCAUCACAGAGGAAGGAAAAAGAUAUAACACUGCCUGUUCAUGUGCACCAUAAAAUAGUUAAAGUUGGGGCUUUUCAACUCCAAAAUUUUUCAGGAAGACCGAACGAUUUUUAUAUUAACAAGAAUAUAUUAUAAUCAACUGCUGAGAUGUAUCAGCAUAUCAUAAAAGUGUCAUACACUCCUAUAUAUUUAUAUAUUUAUGAACUUACUGAGUAACUUUCAAUUGUUUCAACGAAACCUUCAAAUUGUUCAAGGAACUCUGACUUCGUAUUUGUGAAAUACUUGUCUGUAAAUUUGUUGUGUCAAUAAAGUAAUCAUAUAGUUUUUUUUCAAAUUUCUGUUAAUAAUCUCUCUUCACUUCGAUAGAAAUGAAAGAAGUCUGUUUGAUAAUUUUAAGGGCAUAAAAACAUAGGGAAAUAAGCAGAAUAGUUCCCAAUCAACGAUCGGUAAAGUCUCACUAAUGUGGUCGAAAAACGACUGGGCACUAGUGAUCUGUUAAGAGGUAGGAAGUUGCAUUCUUUAUCAAUCACAUGUAGGUCUGACGCACAUCCACAGCGACAGAACCUGUCUCCAUCUAACCUUUGAAGGAGACCUAACUUUCAAAAAUAUUUAAUAUCGAGACCGUCUUAUUGUGAUUUAACUCCUCUUAAUACGGCUCCCAACACUCAAAUGAAUGGACUGACAACUGACCACGUGAUUUCUACACACUACAAGAGCACGCACAAAUAAUCGACUGGUAAUCACAAUAUCGAUAAGGCAAUUAGCAACCAGUAAUAUAUCGGCAAAGCUAUGAUACAAAGAACUUCAUUCCUUACCAAGAUUUAUUUAUCAAAUAAUCGGUAUCAUUCCGUAUUUUUAGCAAGAUUUAGACUUGCAAACCAUAUGCCAAAAACUGUUUGAACGACAGGUAUAAACGUGAAAGUGAAAAGGGAAAGCGAAAGCAAGACAGAGACCUAUGCAUGAUUCUUCAUCAGUUUACUGUAGACAUCUUUGAAUCACCACUAGCGCUAAACUUCGACUCUGUUGUCUGCCUGUAAUAUCUUAUACUGUCAUGCUCAUCGUACUGUCUAGCUUGUUUUUUCGAUAAAGACUAAGAAAAGUAAACCUAAAGCAAGAGGGAGACCUAUGCGUGAUUCUUCAUCAGUUUUUAGACUCUUUGAAUCACCACUUGCGCUUAUACUGUCAUGCUCGUCAUACUCUCUGGCUUGUUUCUUCGAUAAAGACAAGGAGACCCGUGUAAUUGCCAUCAAAGUCAUGUGGUGUGUGUAGCAAAUCAAGCCAGGUAAUUGCAAGUGAACUGCAUGGAGCAUGGAUCGCCAGAAAUAAUCUGGUGGGACCAAGGAGGGGAAUUCAAUAAAGCCUUGAAAUUACUUUGCGAUGGUAUGAAUGGUUUACAAUCCUCCUGGAGAUAGCAAUUGCCAAUUUGCUGCACUAUCGCAUCAUGCAAAGAGACGGGCAUUUUAAGAUCUCCUGAAACCAUGAGGAAAGAAAUAGUAAAGUACUUAAGAAGUAUUCCGCACGAUAGCGAUGGCUUCCCUCCUUUUGGCAUUUGGCAGAUGAUGAGUUCGCUUGCUGGGACCUAUGGAAAUCAGAUUACGCUGCAUGCAGCAGCAAACUUGUAUAACGUCGACAUCCAAAUAAUUUUCUCUCCAGGAGUUGGUGGGCAGCAUGUGUUCGGUUCCUCAGCAAGUGUUUCAGCAGCUACCGUGUACCUUGGCCAUUUUUCUGAGAACCAAGGAGAGCACUAUGUGAGCUUGGAACAAGUUACAGAUCAUAACUACGGCAUUGAAAAAGAAUACGAAGCAAAUGACCCAGGAGAAGGAGAAAUUUCCGAGUAUUAUGCAAAUAAAAUGCAUAUAGAGCAGGACGUCGUUGAUUUUGAAAUGGGUGACACUGACGCAAAAAGUGGACCUGACAGUAUCGUCGGCAAUGGUGACGACACGGACAUUGUUACGGAUAUGGCUAAGGGACUUACUCAUGGAAGUCGAGAAAAUGAGACGGAUUUUGAAUUACAAAAUGAAGUCGACAAUGGCAUUACCAAUUAUGGUAAUAAGCUAAUGGAAGUUCAGUAGUUUCAGAUGUAGAAAUCGACUUAUUUGCAACGAGAGGGGAUGACGAAUGUCACAUUAGAAUUAUUCCCAAUGAAGUUCUAGAAAAAACGUAAGAAAUAUUGUAAGCGUCAUCAGCCUUCUUGUUUGCUGGUAAUGUAUGCCACACAAAGCAAACAUUAUGUAAAGUUAAUACACGAUUCACGGCGCUGGUGCAACGUCUGAAACGAUUUCUGCCAAGGAUUUAUAUUUCUGGUGGAUUGAAGUAUUGUUUAAUCACCGCUCGAAGCCUUUUAAAAAAGUAUGAUCCUAAUUCAUUAAGUUUAAAUUUUCCACAAUGAUACCCACCCUGUCCAUACUUUGACUAUACUUUGCUACCUUCAGUUUCUAGUUCUUAUUUACACUUACGCCAUCGCUGUUGGCACCUAGGCAAUUGCUUGAGAGGCUAAUGAGUGCUUUUCUGACAAAGAAGCAAGAAGAAUACUGAAGAAGUUUCUUCUUUUUGUAGAUCCUACUUAGAAAAGUCAACUAAACGAAACAGCGUAAACAACCAAGAUGGAUGUGUUUGCUUAGCGAUGAUUUGCAACGAGAGGAUGACUUAUUACUUAUUAAUAGUUGAACGAUACUAUAAAGAUAUGUAAAUGUGUUAAUCAAUCGUGGCAAUUUAUUAGAAAUUUUUCAACUGAAUUCUAAAAUUCAAUCUACACAGCAACAUAUGCAAGGCAUUGUAAUUCACUGCACAUUAAGGACUUUACAUUUUCCAGCAUAAGACCAGCUAUUUGCCGUACCCUAAUAAACCCGCACUACCGGACGAAAACUCGCUGUAAAACUCCACAAGGGUUGGCUAAGAGCGCCGCAUUAAAUUUUGACAACAGAAAAUAAGGGAACCCUUACAUUCUCUUGAUCCUGAGCUGAAGGAAAUUCAACUCGGACAAUGAUAAACGAAUAGACUACUCUUGCAAGUCUUACAGAAACGCCAUAGAUGAUUUUAAACCCAAAUUCUAGAUGCGAUCCUUUUAUUUACAAGCCACGAAUGAAUCUAAAACCGAUUCUGUUAGUUUAGAAAGAAGCUUUCUCGGUAAUUUUGGGAAUAUUUCAGCCCGGAUGGCAUAUUAUAAGUAGUUUUGUAUGUCGAAAAGCUUGUAAUAGGACUCAAUUUGUUUAUCGUGGAAAUUUUUUUGAGUCAACUCUACUCACCAAGUUCUUCUAGAAAUUUUAGUCAAAAGAAAUCAUUCGUGCUCAUGAAUCACGAAACGCAGCCGCGCUCAUUAGAUAUCCUAUUUUUUGGGUCGUGGAAAAGCUACAGAUGGUUAAAAAAUUUAAGGUAGUAACCUCAUUGUAUACCGGUAAUCACGGAAACGGUAAGUUUAUUUUGAAGUUCUCUUUGUAAAUAAUUGAGUUAACACGUAAAUAGGAACCCAUCUUCACAACUUAUUAAAAAUUUAUAUCAAAAGUCUCUCUUUGAAAGGGUUUUUGAGUGAAUUUUAAUGAUAUGUACAGGUUUUUAACACCUUGUUCUUGUUCAUAAUCCAAAUACGGCAUUUCUGUUUCGUUUGCCAUAAUGCAGAAUUUCACAAAACCUUCUUAUUUUCCUUCUUGCAAGUCAUCUGUGCUGCCAAUAGAUUUUUCUUUGGCAAGUUUUUCCUUAAAUAACAACUUCCCUUACUCCAAAACUGGCAUUGAUAUAUUGGAAUUUUUUUUUCCACUGCAGUGGCAAACUUGUCAACAUGAAAACUUAUCAAGUUACACUUCCUUUAUCAGUUAUAACUCUUUUCCCGCACUGCUAAUGGCCACCAAAAGGAUCUAACUCGCAGUAUUAUAAGUUUUCCAGGAAGACAGACAGACAGUGCGCAGAGGUGAAUGAUUUAGAACGGCGUACGUUUGAUACAAUGUUUUCCAAGAUUGCAAUACGAGUAACAUGAAAAUUUUUUAGGCCUUGUGAUUUCGGUGAUAUCUACGAUAUAGUUUCCAGGCAAUCAGCUUAGGCUGAGCAUUUCUCGUGAGGCCUACCUUUACAAACGGAAUAUUGAAAAUUUCUUGUGAUUGUAAAACAGAGAAUUUUUUCUGGAUGAAUCAGGUUGCCCUUAGUUAUAAACCCAAACUACUGGGUGUUACUAGCAAGCUUGGAUGUAAUUAAAGGCUCAUUGCGCAAUCAGUUAAUCAGAAACUAUUUAGAAAAUGAUGCCUCAUUGGAGUUAUGGGUAAAGUAAAGCGGAAAUUAGGUCAUAGGAUUUUAUAAGUAAGACAACUUUAAACCUGAUUUUUGACUCGUAUUCCCUUCCGCCCUCAUAAAACUCAACCAUAGCACUGAGAUAUCCAUUGUUGCAAAAACAAAGGAAAGUGCUAUUUUGUACGUCAGCAAAUUGGGAGCAGCUGGAUACGCUUAAAUUCGUUUGGUUGUAGUCAACAUUUCAGUGUUUCAGUUGCUCACGAGUCAGUCGCAUCAGAGGCAAGGCUAAAUAUCUCACAUCAGCGACGACACCUCCUCUCAACAUGUUUUUUGGUCUUCUAUAUCCCCUUAUAUUUGAACUCUCUGUUCUAAUUCCAGAUCCAGCCUUUUCACAAGGUUUGUUAAAUGCGUUUAUUAAUGCGUAUCUCUUAUCGUUUAGUGUCAGAACAUUGAUGUUGGUAGUGUUUAGUAAUAGUAAUUCAACUCAGAUCUGGAUAUAAGUCCGAUGUUCCCUGAAUUCCAACAGUCUUUGUUUUUUGUUACAUUUUCACUUGAGUGGUGAUGCGCGUUGAAUGAUCUUUAGAAACUUGUUUCGACAAUUUGCUUUAUAACUGAUAACUUGGGACGCUGUUGAAUGGCACAAUCUCAAUGUUUAAGUAACUCCCUUUAUGUUGUGAAGUUGUAUAGUUGAAGUCAAUCUGUUCAGCACCUCAACUUGGUUAAAGGCAAAGAACACUCCAUCACUCCACAUUGAAAAAUGUUUUUCAAGGUUAGGCUAAAACAUUGAUUGAAAAAGCCUUUCAAGCCUUUCCUUUUCAACUUCAAGUUAAAUUCUAAAUGUUGCCAAAACAACAGCUGCACAUCUUUAAAACCUGGAUAAAAUUGCGGAGGUAAACUACAGGCUUUCGACCUUGCCAUGCUUUUACCCAAAAAAAUUUAUCAAAGACUUCUAAAAUUAGGUUCGCAGAAACAUUCGAUUCCUAUGCCUAUCAGAUCAUUGAUUGAUGUUCUUCCCUUUUCCGAAGGAAAGUUUGAGAGAAAUAUGUUAUAGUUAGGUAAUUAAUCAUGAGAAACAGAAACGAAUGAAAACAUUACAGCACCGAAGAGUUUUAUUUGCAAAAUUUUGUUUAUGUUACCUCAGUGAACAAUGGUAUUUAAGUCACUCAGAAUACGCGUAUAUUUAUGGUAAUUGGCUCGUCAGAUAUUGAUAACUGAAAGGUAAGACAAUAAAAAUUUAUAUCUAAGAGGUUCCUGAAAAACUCUCGAAUGAAUUGAAAUCGAAGUGACUUGUUGAAAUGGCUGCGAAAAAUCUGUCUACGAUAUGAUCAUUUUAAGUGUUCAACGAAGCGAUUUUCGCUUUUCACCAAACUAAAUUUUUUACAUGUUAUUCUUCUUUAUCUUGCGAAAGGUCGCCUGAUUUUACCCAACUUGACCGAGGACCUCCCGGAUUGAUCACCAAACAAAGUUUGGCGACAAUAGUGGAGGAAACUUGUUAAUUAAAUUUGGCGGAAGUCAAGGGGCCUAAUAUGUUAGGACAGCUACAAGCUAUUGACAAAAUAACAUCUGUUUUGCUUCCAGUUGGCAAAAGUUAUGAAUUCUAAAAUUAAGACAGGUGCGAUAAUAACAGUGUCGCAAGAUUUCUUCAACCUUUCGGGUAUUUGGAAUGGAUAGCUCCUAAAUAAACAAGGGAGCUGACAAAAUUUGCCUCCAAUAAGAUCAGAAAAUUCAUGGAGAAGUUACAAUUCUUUAUUAACGACUGUUUACCUUGGUUUCGUAUGAUCUACUUCUAACGUUCAUUUCGAAAGGAAAAUAAGGAUCAAAUUUUAUUUUAAAUAUAGCUGAACAUUGUCCCGAAAACUAAGCGAGAGAAAACGCAAGGAUCAGUCUAAAAUUAGCUCUUGAUACUUCAAAAGAUCCCUGGAUUUAGAAAUACCUCACCGCUUUACACCAUUCUCAGUUACCUCUUCGCUUUACUCUACAACAUCCUCAUACGGCACGAGUACAAAUUUUGCUUUCGUCGCAGAGAGGCAGGGGUCACCCCGGAAUUGUAGAAAGGAGCUGGGAGGGAAGGGGGGGGGUGAAUGAGAAGAAGGGUGGCUGAUACUGAUCGGCCUUAAAACCAUUCUUGAAAGGUUUUUUUUUUUCAAUAUUUUUACGGUGUCUCAAACGUUGCAAUUUAGAGAAGCUGAUUUACUACUGACCAUGGCAAAAUGGUUUUUCAUCUCCCUAAACAGCGGAUUUGGCCAAAUGAUGGUUCAUAAGAAUAACGUAGAUAUGAAAAACAUUUAACAAUUAUUUUGAAUGGUAUGGGGGGCACUGUUAUAGGGCUUCUUCAUCAUCUCUUGUAAUCAGUCAGUUCCUUCCCCGCCACUCCUUCCUGUGAGUGCUGCCAUCAUGUCCUUUUGUUACUGGACUGUUCUUCUUUCCUGUUACAGAGUCAAACCCUGUGUAUCGCGAGGGCAACAGCGCCUCCUCCACAAGAACCUUCCUGAGACGUACAUUCAUUAAACACGAGUUUCAUCACUUGAAUGUGCCGCUUGUUGGAACAGUGGCAGUGUCUGAUGUGUUUGACUGCACGUUAGAAUGUCUUAGCAAUCCUUUGUGUUUUUCUGUAAACCUGGCCGCCUUCAAAGGAGCCCAUGGAAAACUUUGGUGCGAAUUGUUGUCAUCUGAUAAGUUCAGAAACUCCACAGAGUAUAAAGGGAAUAAAAGUUCGCAUCAUUGUGCCAUUGAGGUAGGAAGCAUUUUUUAAUUUUGACAAAUAAAUGUGUUUAAAGUUUAAUAGCUUUGUCGAGAUCGUAGAGAGAAGGCUGUCAGGUUAAAGUCACCGCAAAUGGUGUCGGUCUGUUGUCGUAUUCAUUGCGGUGACAACCGUAUUUCUAUGACAUGUUGUAAAGCAUGCAAACACUCUCUCGUGCCGCGCACUAUCUUACUUACCACCUUAGUUUCCCAGGCACGUCAGUAUACUAAGAAAAUACAUGUGACUCGGUUGAAAAUUUUAGUGAAGAUUAUCUUUAUUUAAAGAAUGGACUCGUUUAAAUCGUCAGUAUUUGGUUAGCCUUUAGUUAAUUUGUGUUUUAAAAUGUUUUAUCGACAGACUUCUUCAUCUUCUGCAAACGUUCGAAACAGUCAGAAAAGCUUUCCACACUCAUAGAUCCCAACGGCUUAGCAAAAUAUUUUUAACCUCAUAAAGCCACUUUCUCAAAUACCAGCAAAGACAAAAGACUCAGCCAAAAUCUCUCUACUGUAGAUGAAAAUAAAAAAAAACCCUAGAUACUAUCAUGUGAGGUUUGUCUAUACCAUGAAAAAUUUCUACUAAAACGAAUCCGAACCGGAAUGAUAGAAUAGUGCAUUAACUAUUAUCCUACUUUGCUUCUCUACAGUCACCUUGCUCUUCAUCACCUUGUCAACACGAGGCUACCUGUGUCACUAACUAUAGAGAUGGCUCAUUCAGAUGCCGCUGUGAAAAAGGCUUCAAAGGAGAAUAUUGUGAAAAAGGUGAAUAGUUUGGUAUGGUUUUGUGACUGAUAUAUAUCCAACAGCAUUAAAUAAUAUAAUUCUCAAGUAACUACUACGAAUUUUUCUACUUAACCUUGGAGCUCGAAAAUUUUCUAAAAUAGCUGGCGAAAAUAUAUAACUAACAAAUAUUUAAUGCAAUGCAUAAAAAUUUUGAAUCUCUCGAUGCUCAAGUUGAUUAAGAUGGUCUUCCAUUCACAUUUUGAAAGUUUUCAAUAUUAACUGGAUCCAAUUAAUUAUGGUACCAUUGGAAUUAUCAUCCAGAAGUGUUAGGGAUUGCACUGCUGAUUGACAUUUUGUAACCAUGGCAACCAGUUUUCAGGCCUCCGACGGUGAAAAAGGGUCCCCAUCUGCUAAAAAGAAUAUCUAAAGAACCAGAGGUCCCAGAAGAGGGGGGGAGGUAUUAGGUUAAUUUGAUCGUGACAGAACCAAAAUGUUCGGAAGUAAAUUAUAACUUGUACCAAAGUAAUGUUUAUCAUCUCUUAUUGCUCAAAGAUUUUGAUAAUAAAUUGAUACACUAAGUAUCCUAAACACCUUACUUUUGUUUUUUAUAUCAUUUAGUCAUUGGUUCCUGCAAAGAAGCUUACAACCUUUUUAAGUAAGUGAUACCAAAUGACUAUCUUUUUGAGCAUAAAAAAGGGACAAAAUUAUGGAAUAGUUUCGACGCCGCAAAUUAAUAUGAUCACGAAUGGAUUUAAGAGAUCCUCACAGCUAAGAACGCUACUGAAACGAGUAGUUGAAAAUAGGACCUGAAAAAAAAUUCAGGCCCGUAUGGGAUUUGAACCAUGACCUCUAAAAUCAACGAAUGGCUUUCUUUUCGUAUCAAACAGGUCAAACGUCAGUCAACUGGUUACAUUAGACCUUGACUCUAAACCAAUCACAGUUCUCUGUCAGAUGGGGGAUUUUGGUUGCGGAGAUGGAGGAUGGACGCCUGUAAUGAAGAUUAAAGGCAGCCAGGUAAGCCUUCUAUGGCGGAAUAUCUUUGGCGGGGUUUUCUUGAGAGUGAUGAAGCGCAUGCAAUAAAUUUUCAGAAGCGUCGAAACUACAAUAGAAUCUCUUAAUAACUCGCCCAUAUAUUCUUCUCGCGGCCCCUGCUUGCGGAAAUUUUUUUGGCAUAAGUGCUAGAAUAACUGAAUACCUCAAAACGCGACAAAUUGCGAAUUAACCCUCCUGCAAGUAGGGUAUAGAUUGAUAGCUUGUACGCUAACUGUAUUACUGAGUUCAUGAGGGUCCUGCCUUUGGUGAUGCAUCGUGUUAUUUACAUUUAAGAAUAAAUUAAAUCCUCUUAAUUCUCUUUAGGCAACAUUUCACUAUGAGUCACACUACUGGAGUGAUAAAAACGAAUACAACACCCCCGGCGGGAGGACUGGGUUUGACUCACAAGAGACCAAGUUACCAACCUAUUGGAACACAUCUCUCUCCAAGAUCUGUCUCGGUAUGAAGAUAAGUGGGCAGCUCAGGUUUAUUGUCAUUAACAAGCGGGCGACCUCUCUGCAUUCACUGAUCGCUGAUGGGAUGUGGCGCGCUACUUCAUUGGGUCGUAACGAUUGGAAGAAGUUGAUUGGUGCGCAGGGCUCUUUACAACUGAACUGUAGCAAGGAGGGCUUCAAUGCUGUAUGUUCUUCAAGUUAUCAAUCUAAAGCAAGAAUUGGUUAUGUAGCUAACCAGCAAAACGAUUGUGGCUCUUGUGACUCCAGAAUUGGGUUUGGUACCGGAGGAUAUCCUGAUAACUCCAAUACGUGUGGAAACGUUGCAGCUCAUUCCCCAGAUAAUGAUGACAGAUACAUCAAAGCUAUGGGAUAUAUUUUGGUGCAGUAA
Molecule: messenger RNA, 19651 nt
Organism: Pocillopora meandrina
Lineage: Eukaryota; Metazoa; Cnidaria; Anthozoa; Scleractinia; Pocilloporidae
Source: the annotation of a GenBank genome assembly